UUUACUACGGGACCAUGAAUGUUACACUGGUUACUUGUGGCGCCAGUCUCUUUCCACGGUGCUGGACCGGAAACACCUUGUCCUCAUUAGUUUAACUCACCAGAGAGCCCCUCUGUGUAGCUAACAGGAGCAGCUAACAGGAGCAGCUAGCUGCUUUUUCUAAGUCACCACAAUGAGGAGACAGGAAAACCAGCCACCAAGGCCGACAGCAGGCUGCCUCCCUGUGCCGCUGUUUAACCAGAAGAAAAGAAACAGGGUUCCUCUGACAUCUGCUCCUUCAGUGAAUGAAUUCUUCUCCCACAGUGAAUACAUGGCAAACAGCAGCUCAGCUCCAUCUCACACCAUCACACCAGGUACCUAUGGAUGCUACCAGGGCUCAGGUUCGUCAUUUGGUGCCUCACAAAGUGACCAGUGGUUUCAACAGGCUGUCCCACAAUCACCUCAGUCUCAGCAGUUUGACAGCAACAGACCUUCUCCUCGACCUGCUCCUAAAACGAGAGCAUAUGCACCCAUAUCACAUCCAUAUAAAGGUGGAAACACCAGCACUACGACGGGGCAGCCCAGUUACCCAGUCAGACCACAGGAUUCCAGCUACAGCGAUACUUCCAACAAAUAUCAAAGUCCUUCCAGCACUCAGCGUGCACAAAACAAGCCAUCACCCAACCCUGGGUUCUCUCAUAUGAGUCAACAGUCAUCUUACAGACCUACUUCCUCGCCUCAGUAUCCCCAACAGUCUCGACCUCUGCCCCCUCCUGUCCCACCUCCCAGCAAACCUCUAGCUCGUGCAGCGCAGCCACAAAACAACACCUGGAAAUUUACCAACAGCUUUGGGCCACAGGGUUCCCCCUCUGACGGAAAAAGAAGCUCAAAUCAACCUCAGACUGCACGACCAACUCAAACUCGGCAGGAGCCGCCUCCAAUGAAACCAGCCAACGAAAACUCACUGAGGAUCCUGACUGCAGUUAUCGAUGGCAUGAGACACUGGAGCCAGUUUAAAGACAAAGCCCCGUACCUGUUUGAGAUAUUUGCCACUCUUGACUCUGCAGUUACUUUGGGUCGCCAUGGAGCCAAGACCUUCCUCAUGAGAGAUGGAAAAAAGGCUGUGCAGUGUGUCUUCUAUGAAACUGAGCAGGAACUGCCCCGUCUGAUCCGGGGUCAAGUUCACCGCUGCGUGGGGAACUAUGACCGCAGCAGAGACGUCCUCAUGUGUGUGUCCGUCAGGCCCGGCCUACCCUCAGAGCUGCGGAACGCCUACGAGGCUGUGAAAGCAUCUGACGCAGAAAUGAGGGCACUGAUCAAAUCACUCAAUGAGAUCUGAGCACGAGUAGGUAUCUUCAGCUGUAGGAAAGGAAAUAGUGUUUGAUGAUGGUCCAUGACAGACAAGUUUACGUCAAUUUGUUAAUACACACAGUUUGUUAUAACAUAGAAGUUCCUUUGGUUUUAAAAAGCGUGUUUGAGCACUUUUUGACCUGUAAGGGGCGAUGUUGUCUUAAGUUUUGCAUUUGUAUUUAAACAGUUGAAUUCCCUCACGUUACUGGAUACGUGUUUUUGUUUUUGUUAUUUAUUCGUGAAAUGGUAACUUAACCAAACUGUUAAUGGAAAGUAAAGCUUCUCUUGUUGUAA
Molecule: messenger RNA, 1623 nt
Organism: Hippoglossus stenolepis (Pacific halibut)
Lineage: Eukaryota; Metazoa; Chordata; Actinopteri; Pleuronectiformes; Pleuronectidae
Product: spermatogenesis-associated protein 22
Exons: 8
Coding region: 173-1318 (381 amino acids)
Biological process (GO): homologous chromosome pairing at meiosis; gamete generation; regulation of meiotic cell cycle
Source: RefSeq, a predicted model, not a curated record